Elaeis guineensis (African oil palm) is the source of this 1552-nucleotide messenger RNA. Lineage: Eukaryota; Viridiplantae; Streptophyta; Magnoliopsida; Arecales; Arecaceae. The record is from RefSeq and is a predicted model, not a curated record.
CUCCUUAUGCUUUUAUCGAGUCUCUUCGAGAGCAGAUGUUCAAGCCUUCUCUGUCAACUAUCAUCACAGAGAACACUAAAGUUGCAGCGGUGUCUCCUUCAGAUCCUGUGUAUGUUGCCACCAAAAAGAUGCGUGAACUUCGAGUUAAUUCGGUGAUUAUUAUGACUGGAAGCAAGCCACAAGGGAUUCUAACCUCAAAGGAUGUACUCAUGCGAGUAGUGGCUCAGAAUCUUUCCCCUGAGCUGACUCUAGUGGAAAAGGUAAUGACUGCAAACCCUGAAUGUGCGACACUGGAUACAACAAUUCUUGAUGCACUGCACAUAAUGCAUGAUGGAAAAUUCUUACAUCUUCCAGUGCUGGAUAGAGAUGGCCAAGUUGCUGCUUGUUUGGAUGUUUUGCAACUGACACAUGCAGCAAUCUCCAUGGUUGAAGGAGGUGCUGGAGUUGUAAAUGAUGUGGCAAACACGAUGAUGCAGAAGUUUUGGGAUUCUGCCCUUGCUCUGGAGCCAUCAUAUGAGGAGUUUGACACGCAAAGUGAAAUGUCUGCAUUGAUGGCAUCAGAGUGCACAGAAAAUGGGAAGUAUAUGUACCCACCUCUUGGUCUUGGAAACUUGUUUGCUUUCAAGUUUGAAGAUCGAAAGGGACGACUACAUAGAUUUGAUUGUGGUACAGAGAGUCUAGCUGAACUUGCAUCUGCUGUAAUGCAGAGAAUGGGGCUUGAUGGUGACACAGACAAAAUCCAACUCUUGUAUGACGAUGAUGAAGGUGACAGAGUACUUCUGGUUUCAGAUAAGGAUCUCAUUGGAGCUGUGAACCAUGCCCGAUCGGCUGGGUGGAAGGUUUUAAGGCUGCAUAUUGAUGACUCGGAUACAAAGAAGGAAGCUGCAGGAUCAAAGUCAGAUCUUCCAACAGUACAAAGAAGAGGAUGGUCACCUCUGCAAACUGGGAUCGUGGCAGGUGCGAUCGUACUGACAGGUAUUGGAGUAAUGGUGUACUUGAAACGAUCCAAGGUGUGAUUUCUCUUGAAGGCAAGGAGAAAUAUUUGCAUAGUAGCAUAUACAGGUUCAAGCUCCUGUAUAAUGUGGAGAGCAACAUUCUAAGUUAAAAGCUCCCAGAAUUCAGAGCAGUCAUCAAAUGGCUUAAACCUAGAAAGAGUCUUGUUUUUAUUUUUGGGUGAUACCACAUCAUAUAAUACAAACGAUGCAGUUGGCUGGGGAAGGCACAGUCAAAGAAUGUAGUGAAUGAUUUUCGCAACCAAGUAACGCACGAAAAGGAAAUAAGUUACAAGGUACAGCCAUUCUGCAGCUUUUUACGCGACCUUCAAGCUGGCAUGUCGCUAAGUGCUGGGCAUCUAUUUUCUUCACAUGUUUUGCAUCAAUUGCAGCAGUUUUUUGUCAGUUAUAUAUCUGUCUUGUACAGAUAAAAAGACAUCUAGAAACUUCUAAGAUUCAUACAUUGAAAAAAAAAAGAAAAACAUACAAAGAACAUCGAAGGGUGUGCAAUCCAGCUCAAUGAAAUUGGAGUAGAAAUUUUAAUGGUGUUUUUUUUCACU